AUGGAGCAAGGUGGUCUUCAAGUCUCUCUACUACCAAUAACCAGGGCUGGGCGCCGACAGCAGGAGCUCCUCGUUGAUGGCACUCAGCGUCUGGUGAACCUCGGCAUUGCCGGGUCGAUUCCAUUCGCAGUCGUCGACGCGGUUCCCGUACAGGCCUGUCGGUGGCACUGGACCAGAGGCGGAAGGCAGUGUCACCGCCGCGGCAGUGACGUGGAGUUGCGCCGAGUGCCGAGCUCGCGCUCCUUGGUCAAGAACAAUCAAGCCAGCACCACGCACCCGCUGUUCAUGAUAUCCACCAGGGCCGGGCACCGACAGCAGGAGCUCCUCGUCGAUGACAUCCAACUUCUGGUGAUCCUUGGCGUUGCUGAGUCGAUCCCGGUCGUUGUCGUCGGCGGGGUUCCCGUACAGGCCUGUCGGUGGCACCGGACCAGAGACGGAGCGCAAUGUCUCCGCAUCAACCUAACGUCGCACCGAGAUCCAAGCUCAACUCUCAAGCAAGCAAACACGCGCGGCGCAUCACGCUUCGGUGCGCCCGUUCGGGCCGGGCACCGGCAGCAGGAGCUUACUGUCGAGUCGAUCCCAGUCGUAGUCGUUGGCGGGGUUCCCGUACAGGCCUGCCGAUGGCACCGGACCCCGUGGUCGCGAUCUUACUACUCGACGGCUUUGCCUACUCGCACCCUCGCAGAACUCGGCCGUGACACCAGCUCACAAGCCUCCUCCCCUCCCCUUUCCUCCCUUCCUGUAGACUACCCCGCCUCUCCUUGGCUCCUGCUCUUACCAGCUUUGCUACGCUGA
Molecule: messenger RNA, 795 nt
Organism: Phanerochaete carnosa HHB-10118-sp
Lineage: Eukaryota; Fungi; Basidiomycota; Agaricomycetes; Polyporales; Phanerochaetaceae
Exons: 8
Coding region: 1-795 (264 amino acids)
Source: RefSeq, a predicted model, not a curated record